Cynoglossus semilaevis (tongue sole) is the source of this 3700-nucleotide messenger RNA. It is a transcript of the gene mag, whose product is annotated as myelin associated glycoprotein. Gene Ontology annotation, cellular component: plasma membrane. The record is from RefSeq and is a predicted model, not a curated record. Gene Ontology annotation, biological process: cell adhesion. Bases 468 to 2234 code for a protein of 588 amino acids. Gene Ontology annotation, molecular function: sialic acid binding. The transcript has 14 exons. Lineage: Eukaryota; Metazoa; Chordata; Actinopteri; Pleuronectiformes; Cynoglossidae.
CCUCUGCACUCUCAACUAUGUUAGUUGUAUCGCCAGCUGAACAGUGGCUCUUUGUUUGUAAAUUUAUAAAUGGCUGUGUGUCUUGGUAAAAGCUUAGAACAAUGCUGCUUUACUAGAGACUGAUUUUCAUAUAGGGGGGUGAUUGUGAUUGGUGGCAAUGGAAGGGCAGUUUAUUCUUCACUGUUGGGGCUUGGUACAGAGAGUUGCAAUAGUUCUUGGUUGCAAUAGGCUUGUGAAAUGUAUGUCAGAGGAAAGGCUUCUACAAGAAUACACACAGCAUAGUUAUACCCACAGGUCACCCACUUCCUGUUCUUCUGUAUUUCUCGCUCCUAUGUAGCAGAAGCCUGGUGCCAAGACGACUGUGAGGCAAGUGGUCUGUGUAGAAGAAAACUGUCAAGCUACCUGGGUUCAUUUAACAACCACAAUUCCAAUUCCAAGGAUUAUAAACAGUUGAUGAACAAGGAACUAUGUGGUGUUUGAAGCUGCUCUUGACACUGCUGUGGAACUUUCAUGAUGUCACUUGCCAAUGGAACGUUUGGUUACCUCGAGACAUUUCAGCCAUGACAAACUCAUGUGUGGUCAUUCCCUGCACCUUCAUGUAUCCAUCUGGCAUCAAACCCUAUCGUGGCAUUCAUGGUAUCUGGUACUUUGGCCAACCUUAUCCCCAGCUUUUUCCCCCAGUGGUCUUCAAAACCCGCACAGACGUUGUGCAUGAGAGCUACAAGAAACGCACCAAGCUGCUUGGGGAUCUACACCAGAGGAACUGUACUCUUUUGAUCAACAAAAUUGGCACAGAGCACUCGGGAAGAUACUACUUCCGUGCCGACCUUGGUGGAGCAAACAUGUAUACAUACCCAGACUUUGCUGAGCUUAAAGUUCUUGAUCAGCCCAGUAUUGAUGUCCCAGAAGAAAUUGUGAGUGAUUUGAAUCUUGAGUUGACAUGUUAUGCGCCGGACAACUGUCCUGACAUGAGUCCCGAGAUCCAGUGGAUGUACACAGACUACUUGCCAGAUCCAGAGUUCUCCAAUGACUACCUGGAAGAAGGCAACACAGCAGUGCUGUCUAGUACCCUUACAUUUAUACCCAGACCCAUUCACAAUGGCCAGCUCCUGGGUUGCAGGGUAUUCUAUCCUAACACCACACUUGUCUAUGAGAGGCUCAUCUCACUGGACAUCAAGUAUGCACCACGUUCUGUGUGGGUAAAUCUGUCCUCUGAAGUGAUGGAAGGCAAGUCUGUCGUGCUUUACUGUGAGGUAGACAGUAAUCCUCAGGCCAGGAUUUCCUGGAUGUUUGGAGACAAGGAGUUAGUGUGGGACAAUGCAGCAAACAUCUCACUGCAACUGGAUGACUUGUCAGCUGAACAGGAGGGAGUCUACAUCUGUGUUGGUGACAAUGGCUAUAGCAUGAUGAAUACCUCACUCUACCUGACUGUCAAGUACCCUCCACGUGAGCCCCUUGUAAACAACUCCAUGACAGUCCUGGAAGGAACCUCACUGGAUCUUCACUGCAGUGCCCAGGGCAGCCCUACCCCAACCCUCACGUGGCUGAAAGAUGGGGAGUUGGUGGGCAUCAUCUCUGCUGAUAAACUUUCAGUGCUGGAGAUUAAAGAGAUCACACCACAAGGGGAUGGACAUUACCGUUGCUUGGCUGAAAACCAGCACGGUCGAGCCAGCAGCUCCCUUAACAUCACUGUUGAGUAUUCUCCCAUACUGCUUGAUGGGUCAAAGUGUACAGUAGUGAGAGAAGGCGUGCAAUGUGUCUGUAUGGCCAUCGGAAACCCCGAACCCACCAUUGAGUUCUACUUGCCUGACCAAAACAUUACUAUUAAUGAAACAGACAGACAAUACAGCUUCCACACUCAUACAGAUGGACAUACCUCCACAGGCAUGAUAAAGAUGCGGGAAAAUGGAGAACAGGUUGAUAAAGAUGGGCCUGCUGUCAAUGUCCACUGCAGUAUCUACAACAUGUAUGGAAGAGAGAGUGUAAUUUUGGAGCUGCAGCAGGAAAAAAAAUAUAUGAUGGCGGUUAUAGUUGGCUCCAUUGGGGGAGUGGCAGUUAUAGCCUUUAUCAUUGCAGCAGUGAGAUACGUUGGGCACAACAACAAAAAAGAAAAUGGCAGCCCUAGACAGGAAGAGGUCCCGGAGAAGCCAGCUUUGUACUACAGCGCAGUCAAGAAGGACAAACAAAAUCUCAGGAAGAAAGUGCUAGGCAGAGCUGUUGGGCUCAAAGAUUAAUUCCAUUCUAAAGGAGUCUACGGUAAGGGACAAAACAGGGAUUGUCAAUUGAAUUGAGAAGCAAGAGCUGAACUACAAUGCUUUGGGGUUUGUCUGGGCAAGGCAAAGGACAGACGACUCAGAAGGGGAAUGAUGCCUGCACCAACAUAGAAAUAAAACACAAAUAACAUUAACAUAACCUUCCCUGAUCCUUUAGUUAUGAAAGAUGCGGUGACAACAUUGUUCAAUCUUUAGCUCCAUCACCCACUUUACAAACAUCCACCCCCAAUCUGCUUCUGCAUCAGAUUCCUUUUGAGAGAACUUUUGUUCUCAUUGUCUUGAGGUUAACAUGAACAAUGAACAAAAAUAUUUCUCACAACAUAUGUACAAGAAAUGUCCAAUAUAAAUGUCACCUCCACCUUCAAUAUUUCAGUGAAGAUGUCUGCUAACUUUUGCUAGGUGCUGGAGCUUUUUUGCAACAUUCAACUACUCAAUGGGUUAUACAGGCUUUGCUUAAAUCAACAGAAAAAAACAGACAAAAUGACAUAUUGUGUGUGUGUGAAUGUCGGUGCGAAGGCACGCACACACGUGUGAAACCAGGCAUUCAAGCACAAACCAACCAAGCAAACGUUAUUUUAGCAUUUAGCAAGUGUUUAGACAUGAGCAGUUAAAUUUCAUUUAGUAUGUGAGGAUAUACAAGCACCCAAGAGAAAUUGUAAAAUAGAUAUUCAUUAUUUAUAGAUCUCUAAAGUUCCCUUGGCUAUGUCUAGUGGCAAUGUGUCUCCUUUCAUCUUCUAUUUGUCAUGUUAUAGACUAGAAUGAUAUGUACAUUAGCAUUGAGUUAUACAUUUAAGAUACUCCAAAAAUCUCUCAUUUUUUUUUAUUUAGUUUUAUUUUUGAUAUACUUUCUUUAUUUUCCCUCUUUAGGAUUCCUGGAUGCAUUACAUUCGCAACUUAUAUAAUAUAAAUAUGCAACUUAUAUAUAUAUAAAUAUAACUAAUAUUAAUAUGAGAUUUAAGUUUAGCUUAAGCUAGAUUUUAUUUACCUUGUUAAAAAAAGCAGAACUUCUGAUUUCAAGUUUGUAUGGGCUUGAAUGGCUAACUUACAUAGUGUCAUGCUCUGUUUUCUGUACCAAAAUGGCCUGAACAGUCUUUAACAUGAAAGAGAACAAGGUGUUUAUUACAAGAUUUAAUGAUGGUUAACAUGUUAUGUGAUGUCAGUCAAAGUAUGAUAAAGAUGUGUGACCUGUAAUUACAUACAUACAUUAAUAUAUAUUUUAUGUUCUUCAGCUUUAUACUGUAAAAAGCCAGCAUAAACAUAAGUUGUUAUUUGACUCUGUGUGAGGUUUUGGUCAAAAUAAUACCUGCUGUGCAGAAGAUUUAGGCAGGUAUGAAAAAGCUAAAUUGCUGUAUAGUAAUACUGUAUCCCCUUGUUGUUUUUAACAAAAUUGCAUAAUAAAAUGGUACCAAACUGAAAGAAACACAAAA